Molecule: messenger RNA, 1825 nt
Organism: Vitrella brassicaformis
Lineage: Eukaryota; Vitrellaceae
Source: the annotation of a GenBank genome assembly
UCAGCCUCCGUUGACGAAAGCGUCACCAGUGGCUGAGUCUUCGCACUCCAAUACACAGGUCCACCACACACAAACACCACAUGACCACCACUAGACUUGCGACCCACACAAUCAGCCCAAGACGAGUCAGAGAAGGCAGUCAGAUCAAUCCGACCUUCCUUGCCUGGCUCAGCCUUGGACUUGAUCCCCUUGUCUUUUGUCCCACUCAGAUAGCGAAGAACCCUCUUUGCUGCCUGCCAAUGCUCAAGACCGGGCUCGUGAGCGUAUCGUGCAAGCUCCUUGACCACAUAAGCGAUGUCCGGGCGGCACGUGACCGAGCAGAACAUCAAUGCGCCAACGAGUUGCCGAUAGGGGACCUUUUUCAUCUUCGUCUUUUCUUCGUCCGUCUUCGGCGACAUCUCAGAGGUCAGUUGGACGUCGGACGCAUAUGGGAAAUCCACUGAGUUCGCAUUCUCCAUGCUGAAUCUCUUAAGCAUCUUGACAAUGUACUGUGGCUGUGUGAUCUGCAGGGUCCUCUCUUGCGAUCGCGGAUGAUCUUGAGGCCGAGAAAGCCGCCAACCUCGCCCAGGUCCUUCGUCGCAAACACGCUUGACAGCUGCUGCUUGAACCAGGUGACCCCCUCUUGUUCGCUGACGAUGAGAAUAUCCUCGACGAACACCACAAGGAGGAUGUUGUUGUCCUUGUGCAGGUACACACAGGGCUCCUGAGGGUGGCGAACGAACCCUCUGUCGAGUAGUUGGUUGUGGAGGGUGAUGUUCCAUGCUCGCGGGGCUUCCUUGAGGCCAUACAAUGCCUUCCAUAGACGAACAACAUGGCCGGGCUUCUUAUAUCCAGGGGGGCACCGCAUAAAGACAGGCUUGUCCAGCGGGGCGUUGAGGAAUGCUGUGUUGAUGUCCAUCUGAUGUAUCUCCAAGUUGAGUUGAUUCGCCAGGGCAAACGCCGAUCGAACAAUGUGGUAGGAGGGCGUAGGGGAAAACACGUCAUCCACUUGGUUGCCGUCUUGUUCGAAUCCUCUUGCGACGAUGCGGGCUUUGUACUUGUCAGGCUUCAGGGCAAAUACCUAUGUGCAUGAGAUGAUCUUGGUCGUUGCGGCGUUUUCCGGCACGUACUCAAACACUCCCAGGUCUUCAAUCGACUUCAUCUCACAAUCCAUAGCUUCUUUCCAUUGGUCUGCUGCUGUUGACUUUAUCGCUUGGUCAUAGGUCUUUGGUAUGGUUGGCUGAAAUAGCCGUGGAAGUGAUGGGUCUUGUGCGGUCUUGUCGUCUUCAUUCACAAAGAGCAGGUCAGGAUGAUCGAGGAAGUGGUCUUUAUAGACGCGUCCAGGGAUGCGUCGCUCAUCCGUUGUUCUUGUCGUUCUUGUCUGUUGCUUAUCACUGUCUUCCUCCCCCUCUUGACCAUUGCCGUCUUCUUUAAUGAUCGUCAUGUCAUCUUGGGCAUCAUUUGUCUCCUGAUGCUGGUGUGGUUCGUUAUUGUCGUCGUGUAUGUCUUCGAUUGCUCAUAAGGGCUCGCUCACAAGUGUCUCGGGUCGUUGUAGGUAGAUGAGAUCGAUUGCUGGUGGUGCUCGUGGCUUCUUCUCUUGUCCACGCAGUAUCGCCUCGUCAAACACCACAUCGCGUGACAGCACCAAUUGCCGUGUGUGCGGCAGGUACACCAAAUAGCCGUCCUUGGUCGCUGGGUCAUACUCAAGUAAGAUGCCGAUCUGCGUGCGAGGGUCCAUCUUGCCAAUCGUCUCUUUCCUCUGGUUGAUGUGUGCCUUGCAGCCGAAGGUGCGGAUGUGGCCGACAUCGGGUGGAUAGCCGAUGAAGAGCUCAUGUGGCGUCUUCAU